Molecule: messenger RNA, 1864 nt
Organism: Spea bombifrons (plains spadefoot toad)
Lineage: Eukaryota; Metazoa; Chordata; Amphibia; Anura; Pelobatidae
Gene: HEXD
Product: hexosaminidase D
Exons: 13
Coding region: 30-1493 (487 amino acids)
Biological process (GO): carbohydrate metabolic process
Molecular function (GO): hexosaminidase activity
Source: RefSeq, a predicted model, not a curated record
AAGCAAUCGAGGGCGGAGCAGCCGGCGGCAUGGAUGGGCAGAAGUUCCCCGUAGACGGCGGCGAGUCGUCAGAAACCAAAAAAGUGAAUUUUGAUCUGACUUUGGUUCAUCUGGAUCUAAAGGGAGCCCCGCCAAAAGUGGCUUAUCUGGCAGAGGUUUUUCCUCUGUUCUCUGCUCUCGGAGCAAAUGGUUUGCUCAUAGAAUAUGAAGAUACCUUUCCAUAUUUCGGGGAGCUGCUCCCUCUCAGGGCUGCACAUGCAUACAGCCCUCAGGAGAUCAGAGAGAUACUGAGGUUGGCUGAGCUGCACAAUUUGGAAGUCAUUCCGCUGGUGCAGACAUUUGGACACAUGGAGUUCGUCCUGAAGCACAGCAAGUUCUCUCACCUGAGAGAGGUCCAGAUUUACCCAAACAGCUUGAACCCUCACAAAGCAGAAUCUCGGCACUUGAUCCAAGCCAUGAUCCGACAGGUGAUGGAACUUCAUCCAGACGUCCAGUGGCUCCAUAUCGGCUCCGAUGAGGUCUAUUUCCUUGGUGAGGGCGAGGAAUCCAAACUGAAACUUUCCAAUGGAUCCCUUACAAUGGAAGAGCUCUUCCUGUCCCACCUGAAGGCCGUGGCUACGUAUAUAACGUCCACAUUCACGGGCGUCACACCUAUCGCAUGGGAUGAUAUGUUUCGUGGAGCCAGUGUCCACACCCUGACAGAUUCUGGAGUGCCGUCUCUGCUGCAGCCAAUGAUCUGGGACUACACCUCGAACCUGGAUGUCGAAAACAGAAUCGCUCUUGUGGAGAAAUACAGGCAAUGUGGCUUUCACAAGGUUUGGUUGGCCAGUGCAUUUAAAGGAGCCACGGGGGCCAACCAGCAGCUGACCCAUAUCGGGCAUCACCUGGAGAACCACAGGCGAUGGCUACAAGUGGCAGCGGCAGUGCCGUAUGGAGCCCUGCAAGGGAUAGCACUGACGGGAUGGCAGAGGUACGACCACUUCUCUGUGCUGUGCGAGCUUCUGCCGGUGGGAAUCCCGUCCCUUGCCGUGUGUCUGCAGACUCUGAAGAACGGUUCUUGUUCUGAGCAGGCGAUCGCUUGGGUGAAGAGCAUCCUGGGAAUGUCAGAGUUGGAUAUCGAAAGCUUUGCAAGCGAUCUCUCCGGUAAUUUUCCUGGCAGUGAGGUUUUUGGACUCGUGACACAAAUCUAUUUUUUCUUGAAGCCAUCGGUGAAGGAGUUUCUGGAGGGCCACAGGAUCCUCACAGGCUGGUUCAGUCCCUAUCACAGGAAAAGGAAAAUGAUCCAUCCUAUUAUGGUGCAGCAGAUCCAGCCAGAGGCACUCAGCCUCGUGUCGAGAUGGACACCAGUUUUGGAAGAACUCCACAAAGCGUUGCUUCAGGUAUAUCCCCCAAACGCUGCGGAGGAAUGGAUGGAAGAGAAUGUCCUGCCAUGCUUCAUGAAACUCCGCGAACUGGUCAGCGACCUGAACUCUGCGUUGGAGAACCUAACAUAAGACUGCUGCCCCCGAGUCCUCCUUGAACAUAACCGAGAGAUUAGAUUAUUUCCUCCAAUAUAACACUCGCUUUUUAAUCAGAAAGACCUGCGGAGAGCCUUAAGAGGACUUCUCCCGAAGUAUAAAUCCACAAUUUUAUUGGACAAUCGUCACUUCCACCAACAUAGGAUUUUCCCAAAGCAUCAGGCAGUAUUGGUGAUGUCCUGAGUACCUACUUCUUCAACAAAACUGUGGAUUUUUACUUUAGGAGAAGUCUUGCUGUUCCUCCUCCUCUUCAAAUAAUCUGAAGAAAAGACGGGCAACAGGAGGACUGAAGAAAGAGGAGGAACAGGAGGACUGAAGAAAGAGGAGCAACAGGAGGACUGAAGAAA